Messenger RNA from Zonotrichia albicollis (white-throated sparrow), 2633 nucleotides. RefSeq names its product solute carrier family 25 member 29 (gene SLC25A29). The record is from RefSeq and is a predicted model, not a curated record. Gene Ontology annotation, molecular function: high-affinity L-arginine transmembrane transporter activity. Gene Ontology annotation, cellular component: mitochondrion. Gene Ontology annotation, biological process: mitochondrial L-ornithine transmembrane transport. Lineage: Eukaryota; Metazoa; Chordata; Aves; Passeriformes; Passerellidae.
CCCCGCCCCCGGGGGCGCGGCCCGGGCCUCGCCAGGCUAGAAAGGGCCGGGCCGGGCGGGGGGCGCAGCGGCAGAGCCCGGAGCGCAGGGCCCACGCUGCCGGCAUGGCUCUGGAUUUCCUGGCGGGAUGCGUCGGCGGUGCUGCUGGUGUGCUGGUGGGACACCCCUUUGACACUGUUAAGGUCCGUCUGCAAGUUCAAAAUGUAGAGAAACCUCUCUACCGUGGGACUUUCCAUUGCUUUCAGUCCAUCAUAAAGCAAGAAUCUGCUUUUGGACUCUAUAAAGGUAUUGGGUCACCAAUGAUGGGACUGACAUUCAUUAACGCUCUGGUGUUCGGUGUGCAAGGAAACACCCUCCGUGCUCUGGGCAAAGACACUCCUCUGAACCAGUUCAUUGCAGGCUCAGCAGCAGGGGCCAUCCAGUGUGUCAUCUGCUGCCCCAUGGAGCUGGCCAAGACAAGGAUGCAGCUUCAAGGAACGGGAGAAUACAAACUGAAAACGAAGAACUACAAAAAUUCUCUGGACUGUUUGAUCAAAAUCUACCAGAAGGAAGGGCUGAGGGGCAUCAACAGGGGCAUGGUCUCUACCUUCAUCCGAGAAACUCCAAGCUUUGGCUUUUACUUCCUCACCUAUGACUGCAUGACUCGGUACCUGGGCUGUGAGGCUGAGGACAGCUAUGUUAUCCCCAAGCUGCUGUUUUCCGGGGGGAUGUCAGGAAUUGUGUCCUGGCUCUCCACGUACCCCAUGGACGUGAUCAAGUCGCGGCUGCAGGCCGACGGCGUCGGGGGCGUCACGCAGUACAGCGGCAUCCUGGACUGCAUCCGCAAGAGCUACCACGAGGAGGGCUGGAGGGUGUUCACCAGGGGCCUCACCUCCACGCUGCUCCGUGCUUUUCCCGUCAAUGCAGCCACCUUUGCCACUGUCACUGUGUUCCUGAUGUACAUGAAGUCAGAGGACAACCUUCCCGAAUGCGAGCCGGCUCCGGUGAUCCCUCAGCCUUCCAGUCUGUGAACCUUCUCUCCUUGUUCUCCCCAUCCAAAGCCCAGCUGGUUGGGUUUUGUGAAACAUGAACACUUGGCCCACACAGGUAGUGUAGAGUUAUGCUACCUGUAUAAAUAAUUCCUAAAUGUAUCAAAUUGGGAUUUCAUCUCACUACUUGUAUAAGCAGCAUCUUGCCUUAUUCAGGACUGCACAACUAGUAGUAUUCAAGUAAGAGGGGGACCUGCCCUCAGUAAGUUGCUGUUGUGGCUCCAGAAGAGGCUCUGGGGAGUGUUCUAGCACCAGAAAUAGAGUUUUCUUUCACUCAGGUUCUGAAUGACCGAGUUGAGUUGAAUGCAGAAAUGUUUUCAUGAAAGAAAUACUCAUUUUGUAUGUGACAGGAGCCAGUGUACUCCUCUAAGGUGAAGAAGGGGAAGAAGUUUGGUGGUGGAGGCAUUUUGCAGGUAACCCUGAACUGUAAAGGCAUGGACUAGCAUUCAGCUAGUCCUGUGUUUUAGUUUUCCUUUGCUUUUAUAUGUCAAUGGUUUUAGUAGCAACUUUGUUCAUACUGAUUUGUAAAAAACAAACAAACGGAAAAAUUUGUACCUAAGUUACUCCCUGACCUUUCAGCUUUGAAUAAAUAUCUUAAGCACAAAGUUAGCAUCUGCACUCAAAUGCACUUGUUCCUCAAAUCUCAAGGCUUGUAAGGAUUUAGGGAAACUCAAAUGUAGUAGGACUGGUGUUGUUUGCCCUCACCUCUCUCUCAUUUGGUGGGUGCACAGACUGCAUUGAGUGGUUCAGUCUGGUGGACUUUGUUCUCUGAAGUUAAUGCAACUUUGCACCACUUCUCCCAACAUGCCCCAUAGCAGCCAGUGAUGUACAGAAGUCAAAGUCCUGCCUGUGGUAUUGCACAAAAUGUUUGUGGGUGCAAUGUUAGCUUAGCAGCCUGAAGUAUCUUAGAAAUAAGUAAAAUAUCUAGGAUUGGAGGUUUCAUACCUUUUCAGAAAACAGGGGUGUAAGUGUCUGAAAUGCCCACUGUUCAAUACACUUGCAUUAUGAAUUUGAACAAUACUGAUUUUUAUGUAUUAAGUUACAGUGCUAGUGGAAAGAAGUCUGAAAAGGGUCUUAGAGAAUUUUCUUGUUACAUUAAUCUGCUGUAAUUUUUUUUACCAGUCUGUUCAAGAAGAAUUGAAUUAGCCAAAGAGCUACAAUGAGUUAUUUAAGAUUUGAGCUAAAAGCUACACAUAUUUGGCACAAAGAGCCAAGAGGAAGGACUGUAUGUGUGUGAGCAAUGUUUUCAAACAUAUCAAACUAGUUCAGUAAGUACAAUGUGUUACACUUUUGGUUGGGACAAGUGCAAUAUGUGUUUAAUAUAUAUGAAUUUUCUAAAGAAGCAUUGUUUCAUAGCAUUUUGCACUGUAACAAAAUAUGCUGGAGAAACCUGUACAAUUGGUAUGUUUCUUUAUACCUUGAAGGUAUGGUGGAUGUUUUAGUGCCUACUUGCACUGAGAUUCAAAUUGAAUGUUAAAUCUGUCUACUAAGCUGCAUAUGCACAACAAAUCACAGCAAAGACCAUUUACACCUUUGUACAGAAGUAUGUCAAUUCUUGUAUAUAUAUAUUGAGGGAAUAAAUUUUUUUUAAAAUUUUGCCUUUGA